Molecule: messenger RNA, 1894 nt
Organism: Trichomycterus rosablanca
Lineage: Eukaryota; Metazoa; Chordata; Actinopteri; Siluriformes; Trichomycteridae
Gene: stambpb
Product: STAM binding protein b
Exons: 10
Coding region: 168-1478 (436 amino acids)
Biological process (GO): protein K63-linked deubiquitination
Cellular component (GO): endosome; cleavage furrow
Molecular function (GO): K63-linked deubiquitinase activity; metal-dependent deubiquitinase activity; protein binding
Source: RefSeq, a predicted model, not a curated record
GUGAAGAAAAGGGAAGCGAUAAUGUUUACUAGAGGAAUAAAAUAUCGAGUUUGUGUAUUACUGUAUCGUAUUACUAUGGGGAAUUUAAUCGAGCUUUUCUAAAAUAUAUACACAAACUAAAAUACACGUAUUACAAUUAUAAGCUGGAGUUGACAUAUUAAGUGUGGAUGUCACUACUGACCAUGUUGGACUACGCUGACGUGAGUUUGAGCCCGGAGGAGCGGGUGCGUGCUCUGACCAAGAAGGGCAGCACCGUAGACGUGAACAUGGCCGUGCCAGCUCGUCGCUACUUUCGCUCGGGCAUGGAAAUAAUACGCAUGGCACAUGUCUACGCUGAGGAGGGCAACCAAGAGCACGCAUUUGUUCUCUACAACAAAUACAUCACGCUUUUCAUCGAGAAGCUCCCCAAACAUCCCGAAUAUAAAUUAUCCAACAUUCCUGAGAAGAAGGACACUCUUAAGAAACUGAAGGAGGUGGCAUUCCCUCAGGCCGAGGAGCUAAAAAAAUGCCUUCUCAAGAGGUUUGAGAAAGAGUACGCUGAGUAUCUCGCCAAAAAGCGUGAGGAAGAGGCAGUGAUGGAGCGCGAGCAUUCACGGCAGAGGGAACUGGAGGCAGAGAAGAAGCGUGUGGCCGAGCUGCAGAGGAGGCACGAGGAGCAGCAGCAGUUCACCGUGUUCGAGGAGAUGAUCCGGCGUCAGGAGCUGGAGCGUGAGCGCCAGCGCAUCCUGCAGGAUUUCAACACACCUGUAUCCCCUCCCCAGAAUGCCCCCCUCAUACCUGGCAUCCAGGGCCCACCUCCGCCUUACACCGCGUCUCCCACACCACCUCAGAGCCCGUCAUACCCUUCCAACAAUCACAGUGCGUCAUCAGGGCCAGCCACACCCACUCCUACCCCGACCUUUGAUCGUUCACUUAAACCGAGUUCUCUCAACAGGCCAGUCAACAGCACAUCGGUGGAUAAAUUGAGACAGGUUUCCGUUCCCGCUGAGCUCUGCAAUAAGUUCUUGAACUUGGCAAACAGCAACACCAUGAGAGCCGUGGAGACGUGUGGGAUCCUCUGUGGUCGUCUGAACAGGAACGCAUUUACUAUUACACAUGUAAUUGUGCCUAAGCAGUGUGGCGGCCCUGAUUACUGCGACACUGUGAAUGAGGAAGAGCUGUUUCUAGUGCAGGACCAGCACAACCUCAUCACGCUCGGCUGGAUACACACUCACCCGACUCAGACAGCUUUUCUCUCCAGUGUUGAUCUGCACACUCACUGCUCCUACCAGCUGAUGCUGCCUGAAGCCAUCGCCAUUGUCUGCUCGCCCAAAUUUAACGAGACUGGCUACUUCAGGCUGACGGACUACGGUAUGGAAGAGAUUUCUACCUGCACACAGAAAGGUUUUCAUCCUCACCCUAAAGAACCUCCUCUCUUCGUUAAUGGCAGCCACGUCAUAAUCACAGAAGGCACCGUCUCCAUGCUGGACCUGCGCUGAUCUGCACCAACACCACAACUUGGUACAAAUGAAGCGCUUCAUACCUGAGCAACAGUUCUAUUACCCUUAACCUGCUACAUGGAGGGCAUAAGUGAGAGGAUGAUCAAUAUUACAGGUGGUGGGAUUUGAAGAGAUGGUGCAGAGAUGGUGUCUGUGCUUUCGAUUACGCAAAAACUCAACAGAGAAAGAAGCCUGUACAGCAUUCAGCUGGGAGUUCAGGGACGUACUUGUAUCUGUACGGCUGUAACAUUAACACACAAACACACAGCUAUUUAAAAACUGACUGCUAAGUGUUUUAAUUCUGUGUUGGUUUUUUUUGUUAUUGUUCAUUGUUGCUAAGACUGAAAAUGGAGAUCGUUCACACUAACGCAGCUCAUCUGUAAAUAAUUAAAGCAAAAUAAUUGUUUUAAAACUGA